Sporothrix schenckii 1099-18 is the source of this 312-nucleotide messenger RNA. RefSeq lists its product as uncharacterized. NCBI's taxonomy places the organism in Eukaryota, Fungi, Ascomycota, Sordariomycetes, Ophiostomatales, Ophiostomataceae. Bases 1 to 312 code for a protein of 103 amino acids. The transcript is spliced from 2 exons. The record is from RefSeq and is a predicted model, not a curated record.
AUGGCAAAAGACAGAAUGAAGGAUGCAGGGGACGUACGACGGUACUUGUUUGGCGAGUAUCAAUCGAAAAAGAAAAAAUAUGACAUGGCGGAGGUGUUGGAGAAACGAAGCACAGACAUAAAGACAAUACGACGUGGGAACGGGGAGAGUGUGACUAUGAGCGGCAUGUAUGUUGCACGGGAUAUAUCGCACAGGGGUCAAAAAAAUAACACAGAGGACUGGCAGAGACGGAAGGAGCGACGAAUCGUGAACGGCACAACGACCAAAGAGGCAGGAAACACAAAACUUGAGCCCGACUGUGGUGCAUGUUGA